This is a messenger RNA of Magnolia sinica, 1158 nucleotides long. Its product is annotated as transcription factor MYB20-like. The transcript has 3 exons. The record is from RefSeq and is a predicted model, not a curated record. Bases 58 to 867 code for a protein of 269 amino acids. Lineage: Eukaryota; Viridiplantae; Streptophyta; Magnoliopsida; Magnoliales; Magnoliaceae.
UUUUUUGUUAGACCUCAGCAUCUCUCUCUCUCUCCUAAGAGUUUUGAUUCUGAGAGAAUGGGAAGACAGCCUUGCUGUGAUAAAGUGGGCUUGAAGAAGGGACCAUGGACAGCUGAGGAAGACAAGAAACUCAUUAACUUCAUCCUCACCAAUGGCCAAUGCUGCUGGAGAGCUGUUCCUAAGCUUGCAGGAUUGCUGAGGUGUGGGAAAAGCUGCAGAUUAAGGUGGACCAACUACCUCAGGCCUGAUUUGAAGAGAGGCCUCUUAUCAGAAUCUGAAGAGAAGAUGGUCAUUGAUCUCCAUGCCAGUCUUGGCAAUAGGUGGUCUAAAAUAGCUGCGCAUUUGCCUGGCAGAACUGACAAUGAAAUAAAGAACCAUUGGAACACCCACAUUAAAAAGAAGUUAAAGAAGAUGGGCAUUGACCCCAUUACACAUAAACCAUUCUCUCCUUCAAUUGAAGAACCACAACAACAACCAUCACAAAAACAACAGCCACAUCAACAACCACAACAAGAGCAAUACAAUACUCUACUUUCAAAAGAAGAAAAAGGCAUUACAAGUGCAUUGAAUUCUAUAGAAGCUGAUGCUUUCCUCAGCAAUUCCCCUGUCUUUUGUACUGAUGAGGUCCCUUUGAUUCAACCCAAUGAAAUCCUAGUCUCAUCUGCCUCUUCUUCAUCUUGUUGUGAUUCAAGCUCUUCCACCUUGCCUGGAGAACUUGACUUCUCUAGUUUGGAUUGGGCAGACCCUAUGUACUUAUGGGGGAUGGAUGAUUUCAACGGAUGGGAUUUGAUUUCUGAUGAUGGUGACAGGAAACUAGCGGUUGAUCCUUUCAAUCAGUAUGAUUCGUGGAAAUUGGAGCUGAUGUGAUUGAAUUUCUCAUUUGGGUCUGUUUGGAAUUGGAAAAUUCAGAGAAUAAUCCGGCAAUUGAGAAAUCCCAUCAUGAUUUUUGCCAUUUUUUCUCUGUAGAGUGGAGUUUUAUGGGUCAUUUUCUGUAAUAUCUUUCUCUUUGAAAGUAAGAGAGAGAGAGAGAGAGGUAUGAGAAUUUGAAAUUUCUAUAAAUUAUUAUAGCUGCAGUUUGCAGAUUGUAAAUGUGGAAACAAGGAGCGUUUGAAUGCAAAUAAAGCAAAUCUUAAAUGCAAUUUGGAUUUUUCCUUUUCA